Penicillium riverlandense is the source of this 633-nucleotide messenger RNA. Its product is annotated as putative SNF7 family protein Fti1/Did2. The coding region runs from base 1 to 633 and encodes 210 amino acids. The transcript has 2 exons. NCBI's taxonomy places the organism in Eukaryota, Fungi, Ascomycota, Eurotiomycetes, Eurotiales, Aspergillaceae. Gene Ontology annotation, biological process: late endosome to vacuole transport; endosome transport via multivesicular body sorting pathway; protein transport. The record is from RefSeq and is a predicted model, not a curated record. Gene Ontology annotation, cellular component: ESCRT III complex; multivesicular body.
AUGGUCCGCAAAGAUCCCAUCUUCGAAGCCCGCACAAAUGUCAAGUUACACUCCAAUCGGCUGAAGAAGGAGGCCGUCCGCGCGGAGGCGACCUUCAAAGCGGAAAAAGCCAAGGCCGACAAGGCCAUGAAGAACCGCGAGUUCCAGAUCGCCCGCAUCCAUGCCGCCUCCGCCGUGCGGGAAAAGCGACGCCAGGUCACCCUCAAAUCCGAAGCCGCCCGUGCCGACGUGAUCAUUAACGAACUCAAAGCCGCCCAGAGCACGCGGGACACAUCGCGGACGCUCGCUCUGGCCUCGCGGGGCCUCGACGCGGCCUCCAAGAGUGUUAACUUGGAACACCUGGUGGCGCACGCCAACAACUUCCUGGCACGAUCAGAAGACUUCAAGAUCGCCAGCAGCGCGAUCGAGGAUGUGGCUCAGGGGGUGUCGAUGCAGGAGUACGGGGCAGAGGGCGAAACUGAGGUGGACCGGCUCAUGGAGCAGUUGGCGGACGAUGCAGGCUUGGAUAUGCGCAUGGUUCUGGAGGAGGAUAAUGUCCCCAAAGAGCAGCCAGCCAAGGAACCGGAGGCGAAGAACGCCGAGGUGGAAGAUGGACUGGAUGUGAGACUGCGUGCAUUACGGGCCGGCGACUGA